Halteromyces radiatus is the source of this 692-nucleotide messenger RNA. RefSeq names its product putative 60S ribosomal protein L27A. The record is from RefSeq and is a predicted model, not a curated record. Gene Ontology annotation, molecular function: structural constituent of ribosome. Gene Ontology annotation, biological process: translation. The coding region runs from base 163 to 606 and encodes 147 amino acids. The transcript has 4 exons. Gene Ontology annotation, cellular component: cytosolic large ribosomal subunit; ribosome. Lineage: Eukaryota; Fungi; Mucoromycota; Mucoromycetes; Mucorales; Cunninghamellaceae.
CUGGGUUUGAAAUCAACUGUAUACAGCAAUCAGGAUUCACUCUGACACUUUUGAAUCUUUCUUUACAUUUUGAAGAAUGGUAAGUAACUAGUAACUAUUAUUUUAUACGAAAAUAGGAUAUAAGGAAAAGACAAAAUUAUAUGAAGAUAUUAUAUUAUAUGAAUGGAUGAAUAUAUGAAACUUCAUCACAACAGAAAGAAGCGUGGUCACGUUUCAGCUGGUCACGGUCGUGUCGGAAAGCACAGAAAGCAUCCUGGUGGUCGUGGUCUUGCUGGUGGUCAACAUCAUCAUCGUAUCAACAUGGAUAAGUACCAUCCUGGUUACUUUGGUAAGGUCGGUAUGCGUCAUUUCCACUUGAAGAAGAAUCCUACCUGGCGUCCUGUUGUCAAUUUGGAUCAAAUCUGGACUUUGGCUGGUGAAGGUGUCCGUGAACAAUACAAGAACACUGAAAAGGUUCCUGUCAUUGAUGCUCUUCAAAACGGUUACGGUAAGGUUUUGGCUAAGGGUCGUGUCUCUCAACCUGUCAUUGUUCGUACUCGAUUCGUCUCCCGUCGUGCUGAAGAAAAAAUCAAGGCUGCUGGUGGUGUUGUCGAAUUGAUUGCCUAGUUAUAGUUGUAGUCUUAUUACCUUCUUAUUUCAUCUGUUGUGUUAAUGUCAAUAAACAACCAUUUACCCAAAUCUAUUUAUUUGUU